CAAACUUGAAACGGGAGGAAUUAAGCAUCAGCAACCGCUAUGCCUGAGGUUUCGCCAGUAACAACCGCACAGACGGACGAACAGCCGAAAACGGACAAUGGAUUGUCACCUACUGUGCAGUCCUGUUCCCCUAAGAGGCCCCAAUACAAGCGUUUGAUUGACAGAAUCAACAAACGAAUAAACAAAGGAGCAAACUUCUUUUCUUUGGAGUUUUUCCCUGCUAGAACUGUGAAUGGAGCCGUUAAUUUACUUGCAAGGUUUGAGCGCAUGGGAGCUGGCAAGCCUCUGUUCUGUGACAUCACUUGGCAUCCCGCAGGUGACCCAAGCAACACUAACAAGCCGACCAGUUCAACAUGCAUGGCAUCAACGAUGCUCAACUAUUGCGGGCUGGAGACGAUGCUCCACAUCACAUGCGCCGAUCAAACCGAGGAGCAGAUUAAAGCAAACCUGCAUAAAGCCAAGGACCUUGGACUGCGCAAUUUGCUGGCGCUCAGGGGAGACCCACCAGAUGGCAAGGAAAACUGGACAUACCAAAAGGGAAUGCUGAACUACGCCUCUGACCUUGUGCAUCUCAUCCGACAGGAGUUUGGGGACUACUUUGUCAUCUGUGUGGCAGGUUACCCCACUGGCCACCCAGAAAGUGAAUCCUAUGAAGAAGACCUACAAAGUCUUAAGAAGAAAGUUGAUGCAGGAGCCGACUUUAUCAUCACUCAACUGUUUUUCAAGGCUGAGACCUUCAUUAAGUUUUUCCAUGACUGUCGAGCACUAGGGAUCAACUGCCCUAUUAUUCCCGGAAUACUCCCGAUACAGGCAUAUCAGUCCCUACGCCAUAUUGUAAAGCUGUCUCGCUUGGAGGUGCCCCAAGAUGUAAUUGAUGACAUCAACCCUAUCAAAGACAAUGAUGAAGCUAUCAGAAACUACGGAGUGGACCAGGCUGUGAAUAUGAUUAAACAACUCUUUGAAAGUGGCGUCGUAAAUGGCUUACACUUCUACACACUCAACAGAGAGGUUGCCACAAUUGAAGUUCUGAAAAGACUAGGAAUGUGGUGUGAGGAUCCAUGGAAACCGUUGCCGUGGAAACCAUCAGCCAAUCACAGCCGGAGGACAGAAGAAAUUCGACCAAUUUUCUGGCAGUGUAGACCGAAGAGUUAUGUUCAUAGGACGUCUAAUUGGGAUGAGUUUCCAAAUGGUCGGUGGGGCAAUUCAUCUGCAGCAGCAUUCGGUGAUUUGAGUGACUACUAUUUGUUUUAUUUGAAGACAAAAGCAUCGAAAGAAGACUUGUUAAAAAUGUGGGGUGAAGAGUUGACCAGUGAAUGUGACGUGUAUGAAGUGUUUAAGAACUACAUCACGAGAGAGACCAAUAAACAUGGGGUUAAGGUUAUGCAGGUGCCGUGGAACGAUGAUGAACUCUCGCCAGAGACGGACCUCAUCUCACAGAAGCUUGCAUCAAUCAAUGAGCGCGGGGUACUGACAAUCAACUCGCAGCCUAACGUGAACGGUGCAACUUCAUCCGACCCAAAUGUUGGAUGGGGAGCACCCAAUGGCUACAUCUAUCAAAAGGCAUACUUGGAGUUCUUUACCAGCCGACAGAACAUCAGGGCCCUGAAGAAGAUCCUACCGGAAUACCCAUUGGUCAACUACCAUAUCAUCAACCACAAUGGUGAGGCAGACUACACAAACUGUGACCAGAAUGAGCCGAUCGCUGUGACAUGGGGCGUGUUCCCUGGGAAGGAAAUUAUCCAGCCGACCGUUGUCGACCCCAUUGCUUUUACAGUCUGGAAGGACGAGGCGUUUGCCCUUUGGGAGCAAAGUUGGGGUACGCUGUACCCAGAGAAGAGCAAAUCAAGGGAGAUAAUCAAGCAUAUCCAUGACAACUACUCUCUAGUGAAUCUUGUGGACCAUGAAUUCCCCAAGGAGACCUGCCUUUGGGAGAUUAUCGACCGAAUGUUGGACCUAGCCGAGAAAAGUGGAAGUGAUGAGGAAGACAAUGUUGCCAUGGAUACAACAGAACAAAAUGUUAGAAUCGCUGUAGAAAAUUAGGAACUUGGGGUGUGAUAUAUUAUUAUAGUAAAUGAGACAUUCAUUUGACUGGUAUGAGAACUUUUUUAGAUGAACAUAAGUUUGCAAAUUUGUCAUAAUAAUAUGAUAAAAUUAAUUUGAGAAUAAAGGAUUGGAUUUUUUGGUAAAUGGUUUCUGCUUAAAGAAGAGUGUAAGCUUUGACUUUUACUUCCAUAUUUUGUAUGUAGCUGAGCGAUUUGAAUUGCCAUAUGUAUAUAGCUUAGCGAUUUGACUAGCCAUAAAAACAUUUCAUUUGCAUGUUUUCAUUGUUUAUGGACAGUUUUUAAAGAUGAAUACAGCAUCUAAUGCUAUAUUUGUGAAUAAAUCGCUUAAAGAUAAGAGGAUUUACUACAUCAGUAUUACCAUGUUUUUUUAUAAUUUUACCUUAAAAUAGUGUCAAAGACUUGGUGUGGGUUUUGUCCACUUUAAACUUGGUAUACACAUGUUGCCAGUGACAACAUGUACAUUAAUAGAAAGGUGAUUAACUCUGGCAUUAAUAUUUGGUCAGUUAUGUCCCUUGUUAGACUGAAAAAAACAAAACAAGAAAAGACUUUUGUUGGCUUUCACCCCAGGGCGCUCCUGUUGUUGACAUCUGGUUGUUUUGUUGUUUGAUGUUGAUAGUCAAAUAAAAUGGCAUACUUUUGAAAAUGUUUGAAAUUAAUAGACAUGAACUUCGAUACAUGUAAAACUUAAAUUUCAUACAUAUUUAUCAUUUUCAUCUCCAUUUAAAACACAGACAAAUUGUUUUUAUAUAUUGUUAUGUUUUUAAUGAUUAUUUUUACUGCCGCUAGACUUUGGAUGAAUUAAGUAGUAUUUGUUGUAAGUUUAUUACAAAAUGAAUGCUAAUUGUUGAAUUGCUUUUUGUUGAUUUUUAUUGUGAAUUGCGAGAUUAUUACAUAAUUUGUUAUUUUAUUUUUGUAGAGUACUUUCCUUGUGAAUUCUACAAUAAAGACUACUCAUGUAAUGUUGUAACAUGCCUGUUUUCAAUGUAUAAUAUUUCAUAUAGAGUGAAUUGAAUUUGAUACCCUGAACCCAAUCUCUGGAAAAUUCUUAAGCUUAACAGGCUUAAGUAGCUUAUUUCAAUUCAACAAAUCACAUACGUGAAUGUAAUUUUGGUACCGGUAACUAAAAUAUGAUUUAUUGUGAUAACCAUAAAAGACAUUCCUAUCUAAAGUCUGAUUACUCUUAAUGAAGUUAAUAUUACGAGAAAUAAAGACCAAGAAAAAUAGUGAGAUUAGCUUAACCCUGUUAUAAGGGACUUCAAAAGUUUCGAGAAACUGGGGCCUGAUUUUUAGUCUUUGUGCUAACAUGGUAAGUAAAGCAAAGCCUGGCCUGUAACUAGUUAGACCAUUGAUCAUGAAGCGACUUCUCGGAGCUUCCACGUUGAUUCAUUAACCUGAUGCCAUUGAAACACUGUUAAGAUAGCUUAAUGUUUGUAAUUGACAGCAACUGUAAAAGGUAUCACUUUAAUGGAAGCAAUUGAAAACAGACAUGUUUUGAUAUUCAAUAUGUUCUCUUGAAUUGAUUCUCAUAUAUUUACAUUUUUUGUGUAUUGUACUGUAUAAAGAUGAAAUAUACAUUGUUCCCACUGGGCUGGGACACAAUUUCCAUGACAUCAUUUCUGAAGUGACGUUGCGUUCUCAUACAAAAAAAUACAAAAUUGUCAUUGUAUAUCCAACUUAGAGAUAUAGUGGACAUAUAUUUUUGUAUAAGUGUAAGAUUAAACUAUAUUUCACCUUGUGAACACCAAAGUAAAUAUUUCAGUAAUAAUUUCAAUAUGAUUGAACUAUAGUUUUGGUGUUUCAUGGCAAUAGAAUGGGAGAUUACUUGAACAGGAACUUGUUGAUGAUGGUAAUGAUGACGUUCCUUUUCUGCAAAGAUCUAAAUUAUCAAGUACCUUAAUGACACACUUGAUAUUGACAUGAUUUUACAUAGACAUGAAGCUGCAAUGGCUUCAUGCUAAUUUGACAACAAACAUGUUGUUAUGAACAUCUUACGAAACUGUUGAGUGCAUCAGUGCUUAAGGCUUUCAUUGAAAUUCUUGUGCUUAUCUGACAACAAACAUGUUGAACAUUAUGAACAUCUUAUCACUCAUGGUGUUGUAGAAUGUUGUUUAAGGCUUUCAUUGAAAUACAAUGCUUCUCUUUCUAUUUACGGUGUUCUAUGUGUAUUUUUUCUGGUUUGAAUAAACAGAGACCUUUAAAAUA
Molecule: messenger RNA, 4265 nt
Organism: Mya arenaria
Lineage: Eukaryota; Metazoa; Mollusca; Bivalvia; Myida; Myidae
Product: methylenetetrahydrofolate reductase (NADPH)-like
Exons: 10
Coding region: 40-2040 (666 amino acids)
Biological process (GO): tetrahydrofolate interconversion
Cellular component (GO): cytosol
Molecular function (GO): FAD binding; methylenetetrahydrofolate reductase [NAD(P)H] activity
Source: RefSeq, a predicted model, not a curated record